CAACAGGGGCAGCCCCAGGAGGGCAGGGAUGUAAACACAGGCAGGCUCCCUCUCCAGUCCCAGGAGGCUGGAGCAAGCUGCUGGAGCCAGACAAGGGCAGGGGAGGGAGUGGGGACCAAGAACUUCAGUGCGGCCCCCACACGUCUAUCACCCCCUUCUCGGCUCCCCUGAACCUACCUAACGCUGGGGCCCUUUCCCCUGGCUCUCCCAGGUCCUCUCCCUGGGUCAGGUCGGGGUUCUGCCUCCCUCCACCUGCCUUUCAAUUCUGCCCCUGAGCCAGAGGACUUCCUGGUCAUGACUCCUCUCCCGCCCCUCCACUGGCAGCCAGGUCUUCUCUCAGGUCUCCUCUCCCUGCUGUCUCUCCCUCUCCUCUAAAGUCCCAGCCUAUCACCCCCUGUGCUGACUCUGGGCAACAACCGCGGGUAAACAUCCCUAUCUCUGGCAGCCGAUCCAUCCCCACUCAGCACAUUCACGCCUGCUCCUGGCUUUGGCCCCGCGCCAAACCCUCAGCCUCCGGCCCCGUCCUUCCUUCUUGGGGCUCGGCCUUUCUCUGGUCACUCUGACACCAGGCAGCAUGGCUCAGGCCCGGCUUUGGCCUCAUCCUCCCUCUGGCUCUUGUCCGGGUCCCAGGACCGCCCCUGCAGGGCCCUCGCGGUCCCCGUCUGUGCGGUAGCCACUCCGCACCUCUCCUGCCGCACCUCUCCUGCCGUCUCUGGAGAAAACCAGUCCUAACACGCUGCGCCCGCCCCCUCCCAGGUCUGCCUCCCGCUCCCUCCCGCCGCGGCCCCGCCCCGGCCCCUGGGGCCCUCCCGCCCGCGCUGCGCCCGCCCCUCUGGACUGGCAGCACCGGGCUGGGCUGGCAGCCUGCGACGGGAGGGAGCCGAAGCAGGGCCUGACCAGAGGCCCGGCGGCGCCGAAGCUGGGAUUUGGCAGGAGCCGGACCCAGAGGUACAGCGGAGCCGAGCGUCCAGGCCCUGGGGUGGGGCUGAGUUUCUAUGAAGUGAAAGGAGCUCACCUAGGGAGCAGGGGAUCAGUGAUCCCGACUCCUGGGGACCGGGAUUUGAAUGGGGAGAGGAGCUGCUCCCACAGCCGCCCCCUCCCUGGGCCAGGUCAUGCGCUGCUCCAAGUGCCUGCUCUGCCUGUCAGCGCUGCUCACACUCCUGGGCCUCAAAGUGUACAUCGAGUGGACAGAGUCCCGGGUUAAGGCAUACCCAGAGCCCCGGGGUACUCUGCUGGACCCCACGGCCGCCAGCUCGGAGCCCACCCUGCCGGCCAACCUCUCAGCCCGCCUAGGCCAGACUGGCCUACUACCUUCAGCUUACUGGAACCAGCAGCAGUGGCGGCUGGGGACCCUGCCCAGUGAGGACAGCACUGAGACAGGGGGCUGCCAGGCUUGGGGUACUGCUGCCGCCGCUGAGAUCCCCGACUUUGCCUCCUACCCUGAAGACCUUCGUCACUUCUUGCUGUCAGCAGCUUGCCGGAGCUUUCCACAGUGGCUGCCUGCGGGUGAAGACAGCCAAGUGGCCAGCUGCUCCAGUGCUGACGUCCCUUACUUACUGCUGGCUGUCAAGUCGGAGCCUGGACGUUUUGCACAACGCCAGGCUGUGAGGGAGACAUGGGGCAGUGCAGCCCCUGGGAUCAGGCUGCUCUUCUUGCUGGGGUCCCCGGUGGGCAAGGAGGGACCUGACCUACGUGCACUGGUGACCUGGGAGAGCCGUCGCUAUGGUGACCUGCUGCUCUGGGACUUCUUUGAUGUCCUCUAUAACCAGACACUCAAAGACCUGCUGCUACUAACCUGGGUGGGUCACCACUGCCCUGAUGUGAACUUUGUCCUGCAAGUUCAGGAUGAUGCCUUUGUGCACAUCCCUGCCCUGCUGGGUCACCUGCAGUCCCUGCCACCUACUUGGGCACGAAGCCUCUAUCUGGGUGAGAUUUUUACCCAGGCCAAGCCUCUCCGGAAGCCUGGAGGGCCUUUCUAUGUGCCUGGAUCCUUCUUUGAGGGCGACUACCCAGCCUAUGCAAGUGGUGGUGGCUAUGUCAUUGCGGGGCGCCUGGCUCCCUGGCUCCUGCAGGCAGCAGCCCGUGUCGCACCCUUUCCUUUUGAUGAUGUCUACACUGGUCUCUGCUUCCGUGCUCUGGGCCUGGUGCCCCGGGGCCACUCAGGCUUCCAAACAGCCUGGCCAACAUACCGUAUCAUGGAUGCCUGCACUCUUCGAGGCCUGCUGCUUGUGCGACCCUUCAGCCCCCAGGACACUAUCCGGCUCUGGAAGCAACUUCGGAGCCCAAAGCUCAAGUGCGACCCUCAUUGGUAGUGGGGUGGGGGCAGGCUGGACCCUGACAUCUGCCUGCCCAGCCCCUCUGUUCAGGCCUGGAUGGGGGGCUGAGGUCCUAGAAAAGGACUGCAAGGGCACCUCCUGGGCCCUUUCUGGGGAAGGACAGGGCAGACAGGACAAAACAGCAGACUGUUUUAAGUCUUUCUGUUUUUGAAAAAUAUGCACUUCCCACUGUGA
Messenger RNA from Octodon degus (degu), 2510 nucleotides. RefSeq names its product UDP-GlcNAc:betaGal beta-1,3-N-acetylglucosaminyltransferase 8 (gene B3gnt8). Gene Ontology annotation, molecular function: protein N-acetylglucosaminyltransferase activity. NCBI's taxonomy places the organism in Eukaryota, Metazoa, Chordata, Mammalia, Rodentia, Octodontidae. The record is from RefSeq and is a predicted model, not a curated record. The transcript has 2 exons. Gene Ontology annotation, cellular component: membrane. The coding region runs from base 1065 to 2312 and encodes 415 amino acids.